This is a messenger RNA of Moesziomyces antarcticus, 1917 nucleotides long. Its product is annotated as MFS amino acid permease. Gene Ontology annotation, biological process: transmembrane transport. The record is from RefSeq and is a predicted model, not a curated record. Gene Ontology annotation, molecular function: transmembrane transporter activity. Bases 1 to 1917 code for a protein of 638 amino acids. The transcript has a single exon. NCBI's taxonomy places the organism in Eukaryota, Fungi, Basidiomycota, Ustilaginomycetes, Ustilaginales, Ustilaginaceae.
AUGGCGCGCGACUCGCUCCAGAUGCAAGAGGUCGCAGCUUCCACACGAGACGCAGAGAUCGAGGCUGCCGCCCACGAGGGUGCGCAAAUCGGCGCGCUCGACUCGGCAGCCGCAGCAGCCGACCACGACAUCCACCACCACGACGAGGCAGAGACGGCACUACCCACCCGCACCCAGACCUCCGAGGGCAGCCAAACGACGUCCGACCUAGAUGAAAAGAGCGACACCCAUCCCGCUAGCCCCACCACGAACAAGGAUGCAAAGGACGCAAAGGGAAGCGGACACUGGCUCCAACAGGACAAGCAGGUGCUUCCGUACAACAACAUGAAGAUCGUCAUGCCAGGCAUCUGCUUGAUCAUCUUCCUUGCAGCCCUCGACCAGACCAUCGUGUCGACGGCACUCCCAGUCAUCUCGCAGCGCCUCGACGGUGAUGCGGGCCAGUACUCUUGGGUAGGAUCGGCGUACCUGCUUGCGUCCACCAGUUUGAUCCCGCUCUACGGCCGUCUGUCGGACCUGACAGGGAGGAAGCCGCUUCUGUACAUUGCCACCGCCAUCUUCCUGCUGGGCUCUGCGUUGUGCGGUGCGGCGCAGAACAUGGCGUGGCUCGACGCCGCACGAGGCGUGCAGGGCAUCGGAGGCGGUGGCAUCAUCGCGCUCAUCAACAUCAUCAUCGGCGACAUUGUCUCGCUCGAGGACCGAGGCAAGUACUCGGGCUGGAUCGGCGGCGUCUGGGGUGUGGCUUCGGUCAUCGGCCCUCUUCUCGGAGGCGCAUUCACCGACGCGGGUCACUCGGGCUGGCGAUGGUGCUUCUUUGUCAACCUUCCGCUCGGAGCGAUCGCGCUCGCCAUCAUCUUCUUUUCGCUCAACCUCAACCCGCGCCCCAAGCUCACCUUCCGCGAGGCGUGCGGCGAGUUCGACUUUAUCGGCCUCGUCAUGGUGGUCGUCUCGGUGGUGCUCAUCCUGCUCGGCUUCAACUACGCCGAGACCAAGUCGUGGAACCGGCCCGAGACGAUCUCGCUGCUCACCGUGGGCGGUGUGCUGCUGGUGGCGUUCAUGGCGUGGGAGUUCAAGACGACCAAGAAGCCCAUUGUGCCGCCGCGUCUGGUGACGACGCGCACCACCUCGCUCAUCCUGCUCUCGGUGGUGCUGCACGCUUUCGCCUUCUUCGCAGCCACCUACUACCUGCCCGUCUACUUCCAGGCGAUCUUCGGCGCGUCGGCGCUCAUGAGCGGUGUCUACAUGCUGCCGUAUGCGCUCAUCGCCUCGAUCCUCUCGAGUGUGGUCGGAUUCGGCAUCUCCAAAUUCCGCGCCUACAGACCGUUCCUCUGGAUCGGUUGGGCCAUCAUGCUCAUCGGCUACAGCCUCAUGGCCACGCUCGAUGCGGACACGAGCAUGGCCAAGCAGGAGGUGUUUAUCGGCAUCGCUGGUCUGGGCACGGGCUUCCUCUUCCAGACGCCCCUCGUCGGGUUGAUGGCCGCCAUGCCGCACGGAGACCUCUCGACCACGGUGGCAGCCAUGUCGCUUGUGCGUUCGCUCGGAGGCACCAUGGGCAUCGCUGUAGCAGGCGCAGUGUUCAACACCCAGAGCCGCGCGAGGCUCGAAAAGAUCCCCGGCUUCACCAUGGCCAUGGUCUCGACGGGCUCGGGCGGACAGGACCUCACGGGACUGCGCAACAUCCAGCCGCCCGAACUCAGCCGCCAGAUCAUCCACGCCUAUGCCAACGGCCUUCGCGUCGUGUGGAUCGUGCUUGCGCCCAUGGUGGCGGCGGGCUUCCUUGCCGUUCUGGGCGUCAAGGGCUACUCGCUCCGCAGGGAUGUCAAGCAGAACCCGCAGGUGGACAAGAAGAAGGUCGAAGACCUCGAGAACCCCGACACCGCCUCCACGCCGGCCGAAGCUGCCGAGCCCAAGCAAAGCUAG